AUGUCAGAUUCUACACCGUUAUUCGAGCAAGACAAUAAUUGGACCGCUGUCGGAGCUCCAGCGCCAUCGACCAUUGAGUGCGAAGCUGUUGCUAAACUGAAGAAAACUAAGCGAAAACUGCGUGAUCAAGAUGAAAAAUCCGCUGAGUCAGCUGAUGUUGCCGAGGUAGAAACUAAUGCGAGUGAAUCCGUUGCGAAGAGUUCGGAUGUUGAAGGAAAGAAAGGUAAGAAGAAGAAAAAGCGGGUAAGAUUCAAUGAAGAUUGCGUGCAGAGCGAAUGUAGUGCGAAAGACAUAGAUAAGCUAUUUGAUGCAGCCGAGGAAAAGAUGGUCGAGAGUCUCAAAGAGGUUGCGAAGAAAAUUCGAGAGGAAGAGCAAGAAGAAUCGGCCACACCGAAAGAAGAGAAGAGAAAGAAAAAAUCGAGGAAAAACGAGGCAGAGCAAAAGAAAGAUGAAGCUGUUGAUAUUUCUCUAUCCUCUAUUGUGAUUGCAAAUCAUCAUGAGCAGUACCAAAUAUUCUGCUCAAGUUUAUGUUCCCCAUAG
Molecule: messenger RNA, 540 nt
Organism: Cooperia oncophora
Lineage: Eukaryota; Metazoa; Nematoda; Chromadorea; Rhabditida; Trichostrongylidae
Source: the annotation of a GenBank genome assembly